AUGGCCUCGACCACCGUCGGCAACCCCACCUCGAGGGCAAAGGCGUCGAUAGCGACCGCCAACACCCGCACCGGUGCUUACAACUUCAACAAUGCGAUGGGCACCGUGCCUGCUUUGACCUCGACCCGGACGCUGGCCAUCACCCAGUCCGCCUUCAGCUCAUUCGCGACGCCCCAGAUCGUGGUCCCUUUCCCGUCGCAGUAUGCCCACCAGGUCCAGCUAGCCUACACCUUCAGCGACGUCCCCGUCUACACCCGCACGCCCAACACCUUUGGCGGCGUCGAAGCGACGAACGGCUACGCCUCGAUGGUAGCCCUGGCGACGGCGACGGCAGGUAGCGGUUCGGGCUCAGGAGGAGGCAGCAGUAGCGGAGACAAAGGCGGCUUUCAUUGGCCCGUAUGGGCGACCGCCGUUUGUGCUGGUGUCGGUGGUGCGAUCCUCUUGACGGUGAUCGUGGCCUGCUGCUGUUGGAGGAAGCGCGCGGCGCGAAGGAAGCGCGAACGUCAGCAACACCAUCGCAACCGCGUUAACUCGAACACCACCCGCAACGCCGAGACCGAGCGAUCCAAGCUUAGGAACGACAAGGCCGCUGCGGCUGCGAUGCUGUUCGAGACCGAAAAGGCGGGACUGCACCCGAGUCGCAUGCCGGCGAAGCAAACGGGACAGCGCGAUGGCCGUGAGCGCAUCCUGUCGAACCACUACUUGGACAAGGUCAAGCCGAACGAGCACUCCGACUACGACUACCGUCCCACUGACUACCCUGCCCCGCUGCCGCCUGCCGAUCUACGUGGGGUGGCCUCCCAUGGCUCGCCGCGGCGCCACAACCAGUACUUUGUCCACCCGGAUGCCGAGUCGCCGCAACGAUCGCUCGAUCCCGAGGCCUACGGACCGUUGCCGCUGCACCAUGGCGUGGACUGGUCUGAGCACCGACGCAUGAUUUCGGGCGCAAGCGACGAUACCGGCUACACGACCCCCGACGAGCGAGCGAGCACGCGCACCUCCCUCGACGGCAGCCCCUCGGGACUUCUCGCCAAUGCUGCGCCUCAACCUCGUAGUCGUUCUCACGGACGCAUCCGGGGUGAACGACACAGCGCCGAUUAUGCUGCUGCGGGUGAUCAAGCUCACCUGACCUCACGCUCUCGACCCUUGUCAUACCCGGCCGCAUUGUCGGUCGGUGGUGGCACGGCCCCUGCAACGAGCGACAUCGAUAUCGGGCAGAGCCUGCUCGGGAGUGCGAUGUUAAUGGGGGGUGACCCAGAGGACGAUCCGUCGCGCUUGCGAGUGAACAACAGGUCGGCACGGCUAUCGCAGAUCUCACGAUCAACCGGUCGAUCGACCAACUCGGGCGCACUCGGUGCACUCACUAACAGCAGUCAGUCAUUGGUCGACCGUGGAUCGUUCGAAACGUCGCGGAGUACAAACAGCCAGGAGGCUGCAGGUUCCAGAUCGAGAGCCGUCGAGGCGCGCCGAUCAAAGGAUCUUGGUCGCCGCGAAUCGCCCAACAAUGAGUAG
Molecule: messenger RNA, 1512 nt
Organism: Microbotryum saponariae
Lineage: Eukaryota; Fungi; Basidiomycota; Microbotryomycetes; Microbotryales; Microbotryaceae
Source: the annotation of a GenBank genome assembly